Columba livia (rock pigeon) is the source of this 6602-nucleotide messenger RNA. RefSeq names its product phosphodiesterase 2A (gene PDE2A). Gene Ontology annotation, cellular component: mitochondrial inner membrane; mitochondrial outer membrane; synaptic membrane. Gene Ontology annotation, biological process: cGMP catabolic process; negative regulation of receptor guanylyl cyclase signaling pathway; regulation of mitochondrion organization. The record is from RefSeq and is a predicted model, not a curated record. NCBI's taxonomy places the organism in Eukaryota, Metazoa, Chordata, Aves, Columbiformes, Columbidae. The transcript is spliced from 31 exons. Bases 163 to 3000 code for a protein of 945 amino acids. Gene Ontology annotation, molecular function: protein homodimerization activity; 3',5'-cGMP-stimulated cyclic-nucleotide phosphodiesterase activity; 3',5'-cyclic-GMP phosphodiesterase activity.
CCGCCCUCCCCCCCCGCACGCCUCGCUCUGCAUCGGGCUCGGUGACAGCAGCGGGCUGGAGACACGGGAGGCUCCGCUCCCAGGCAGCACCGAGAAGCGGCAGCAGCGGCGGCUCCCGGCUGCUCUCGCUGAGCUGGUCGGGGUGCCGAAGCAUGCGGAGCCAUGGGCCAGGGCUGCGGACACUCCAUCCUCUGCCGGAGCCAACCGUACCAGGCGGCCGCAUCUGACCUACGGGGACAGCAGGUUUUCCUCAAGGUGGAGGACGCGGUGCCCGGCAACGAGGCGCUCCAGGACGCCCUGCUGAGCCUGGGGGCCGUCAUCGAGGUCACCUCCCUGCGGGACACCCUCCGCCAUGCCCUCGUCACCCUGCUGCCCGCCGUGGAGCGUGUCUGCAUCUACCUGCGGGAUGGGGACACCCGGCUGGUCUGCGACGACCCCCCCCAUGAGCUGCCACCCGAGGGGACACUCAGGGACGCGGUGCGCAGGCAGCAGCGGGUGCAGUGUGGGGGGCUGCCCCCCGCCGAGCCCCCCGCCCAGCAGCUGGGGACACUGGCAGCACCCCUGGCACCCGGCACGCAAGUGCUCAUCAUCCCACUGGUGGACAAGGACAGCGGGACCGUGAUCUGCGUCAUCCUGGUUCACUGCGGCCAGCUGAGUGACCCGGACGAGCAGAACCUGCGCGCGCUGGAGAGACACACCCUGGUGGCGUUCCGGCGCCUGCAAGCCCUGCAGAAGCUGCAGCCCUGGCCCCAGGUCAGCCUCUCUACCAGCUCCUCCCAAAACUCCUUGGCCAAGCCUGAGAAGGUGCCCGACAGCAGCUACACCCCCCUGGACUGCAAGAUCCUGCAGCUCUGCGGUGAAUUGUAUGACCUGGACGCCGCUUCGCUCCAGCUCAAGGUCAUCAAUUAUCUGAAGCAGGAGACCCAGUCGCUCAGCUGCUGCCUCCUGCUGGUCUCUGAGGACAACCACCAGCUCUUCUGCCAGGUGGUGGGGGACCGUGUCCUGGAGGAGGAGAUCAGCUUCUCGCUCACCUUCGGGCGCUUGGGCCAAGUGGUGGAGGACAAGAAAUCCAUCACCUUGAAGGACAUCAGCGAGGAGGAGCACAAGCAGCUGAGUAGCAUGUUGGGCUGUGAGGUCACCUCCAUGCUCUGCGUCCCUGUCAUCAGCCGGGCCACCUCCCAGGUGGUGGCGUUGGCCUGCGCCUUCAACAAGCUGAGCGGGGACAGCUACACGGAGGCAGACGAGCGCAAGAUCCAGCACUGCUUCUGCUACACGUCCACGGUGCUCACCAGCACCUUGGCCUUCCAGAAGGAGCAGAAGCUCAAGUGCGAGUGUCAGGCCCUGCUGCAGGUGGCCAAGAACCUCUUCACACACUUGGACGACGUCUCCGUCCUGCUCCAGGAGAUUAUCACGGAGGCGCGAAACCUCAGCAACGCCGAGAUAUGCUCCGUGUUCCUGCUGGACCGGCUGAGCCACGAGCUGGUGGCCAAAGUGUUUGACGGCGGUGUGGUGGACGACGAGAGCUACGAGAUCCGCAUCCCGGCGGACCAGGGCAUCGCCGGGCACGUGGCCACCACCGGGAAGAUCCUCAACAUCAAGGACGCCUACUCGCACCCGCUCUUCUACCGCGGCGUGGACGACAGCACCGGCUUCCGCACCCGCAACAUCCUCUGCUUCCCCAUCAAGAACGAGAGCCAGGAGGUCAUCGGGGUGGCCGAGCUGGUCAACAAGAUCAACGGUCCCUGGUUCAGCAAGUUCGACGAGGACUUGGCCACUGCCUUCUCCAUCUAUUGUGGCAUCAGCAUCGCCCACUCGCUGCUGUACAAGAAGGUGAACGAGGCGCAGUACCGCAGCCACCUGGCCAAUGAGAUGAUGAUGUACCACAUGAAGGUGUCGGAUGAUGAGUACACCAAGCUGCUGAGCGAGGGCAUCCAGCCCGUGGCCACCAUCGACCCCAAUUUCGCCAAGUUCACCUACACCCCCCGCUCGCUGCCUGAGGACGACACCUCCAUGGCCAUCCUCAGCAUGCUGCAGGACAUGAACUUCAUCAACACCUACAAGAUGGACCGGCAGACGCUCACCCGGUUCUGCCUGAUGGUGAAGAAGGGCUACCGCGACCCCCCGUACCACAACUGGAUGCAUGCCUUCUCUGUCUCCCACUUCUGCUACCUGCUCUACAAGAACCUGGAGCUCGUCAACUACCUGGAAGACAUCGAGAUCUUCGCCCUCUUCAUCUCCUGCAUGUGCCACGACCUGGACCACAGGGGCACCAAUAACUCCUUCCAGGUGGCCUCGAAAUCAGUCCUGGCCGCAUUGUACAGCUCAGAAGGUUCCGUCAUGGAGAGACAUCACUUCGCCCAGGCCAUUGCCAUCCUCAACAGCCAAGGUUGCAACAUCUUCGACCACUUCUCCCGCAAGGACUAUCAGCGCAUGUUGGACCUGAUGAGGGACAUCAUCUUGGCCACCGACCUGGCCCACCAUCUCCGCAUCUUCAAGGACCUCCAAAAGAUGGCAGAAGUUGGGUAUGACCCCAAGAACAAGCAGCACCACAACCUCCUGCUCUGCCUGCUCAUGACCUCCUGCGACCUCUCAGACCAAACCAAGGGCUGGAAGACCACCAGGAAGAUCGCGGAGCUGAUCUACAAGGAGUUCUUCUCCCAAGGCGACCUGGAGAAAGCCAUGGGCAACCGGCCGCUGGAGAUGAUGGACCGGGAGAAAGCCUACAUCCCUGAGCUGCAGAUCAGCUUCAUGGAGCACAUCGCCAUGCCCAUCUACAAGUUGCUGCAGGACCUGUUUCCCAAGGCAGCGGAACUCUACGAGCGGGUGGCCAGUAACCGGGAGCAGUGGACCAAGGUGUCCCACAAGUUCACCAUCCGGGGCUUGCCCAGUAACAACUCUCUGGACUUUCUGGAUGAAGAAUAUGACCCCCAAGUUCCUGACCCCCAACUCAACGGUUGCCUGGAGCCCGAGGGGGGGCAGCCCGAGGCGGGGGCUGAGUGACAAGGGGUGUGACUCAGGGGGAGCUGAGGGACAGGAGUGUCCCCAACCCUCAUCCUCCAGCCCAUGAGGAGGAGGUUUGGGGGGACAUUGGUGACUCUGGGCCACCAUGGUGAGGUCCUUCCCCAUCGGUGGGUGACUGUCCCCUCAACCCUGGUGGUCCCUGGAGUCCCCUUAGUGGCCGGGGGACACUGUGGGGGACACCGUGGGGAUGGGGAACUGGGGGGUGGCUUUAAAUUGCCUUAAGGCUGCAGGUCCCGUCCCUAUGAGGUGACAAUGGGGACAAUGUCCUCAGUGGUGAAAGCACCUCCUGAAAUAGGGUGGUGGGACAGUGUAGGGUGGUGGUGGGUGGGCUUCAGGUCACAGGGGCGUCCCCAUGGACCUCAAAGCGGGACAUGACGCUGUGGGAGGGAGGUAGGGACAUCUGAGGACAGAGCCAUGUCCCCUCCAAGGGCUACACACGUGCCAGGGCUGGGGGGCUCCUGGUCUUCACGCAUGGGGGGGCUGCGCAUCCGUAGGGACGUCACAGAGGGUCUGGUCCCCACCUUGUCCCCAGCGUGUCCCCAGUACAUGGGUGUUCACUGGUGACCAACACGUCCAUGAGCACCCCAGCUUGUGGUGGCUUCACAACUCCUGCCGUGGUGACCACCGCACAUGGACCCUGCUGGUGUUCCAUAGUUCCUCUGGUCCUACCAACUGCCAUGCAUGGAACCUGCUGGUGUCCCAUGGUUCCUCUGGUCCUACCAACAGCCAUGCAUGGACCCUGCUGGUGUCUCAUCAUCCUUUCGGUCUUACCAACCACCACGCAUGGACCCUGCUGGUGUCCCAUAGUUCCUCUGGUCCUACCAACCACUGUGCAUGGACCCUGCUGGUGUCUCAUGAGCCUUCUGGUCUUACCAACUACCGUGCAUGGACCCUGCUGGUGUCCCAUGGUUCCUCUGGUCCUACAACCAUCAUGCAUGGACCCUGAUGGUCUCCCAUGGUUCCUCUGGUCCUGUCAACCACUGUGCACGGAACCUGAUGGUCUCCUGUGGUCCUUCUGGUCCUGCAGACCACCGUGGACCCUGCUGGUGUCCCAUGGUUCUUCUGGUCCUGUUGACUGCCACACAUGGACCCUGCCAUCCUCCUGUGGUCCCUCGUGUCCUGCAGACCACCAUGUGUGGAUGGUGAUGGCCUCCUGUGGUUCUUCUGGGCAUGCAGACCACUGUGCAUGAACCCUGACAUCCUCCUGUGGUCCCUCUGGUCCUGCCAACCACCAUGCAUGGACCCUACUGCUAUCGCAUUGUCCCUCUGGUCCUACAGACCACCAUGUAUGAACCCUGAUGACCUCCUGUGGUCCUUCUGGUCCUACCAACCACCAUGCAUGGAUGGCGAUGGCCUCCUGUGGUUCUUCGUGUUCUGCAGAUCACCUGGUGAUCUCCUGUGGUCCUUCUGGCCCUGUUGACUGCCAUGCAUGGAUCCUGCCAUCCUCCCAUGGCUCCUCUGGUCCUACAGCCCACCAUGCAUGGACAGUGAUGGCCUCCUGUGGUCCUUCCAGUUCUACUUAACACCAUGCAUGGACCCUGCUGUCUCACAUCAUCCCUCCUGCCCUGCUGAUUGACGCGCAUGGACCUUGCCAUCUUCCCUCGGUUCCUCUGGUCCUGCAGACCAUCAUGUGUGGAUGCUGAUGGCCUCCUGUGGUCCCACUGGUCCUACAGACCACCAUGCAUGGAUGGUGAUGGCCUCCUCUCCUACUGACCACCAUGCAUGGAUCCUGAUGGUCUCCUAUGGUCCCUCUGGCCCUACACACCACCACGCGUGGUUGAUGACCACCAUGCAUGGAUGGUGAUGGCCGCCUGUGGUCCCUCUGGUCCUACACACCACCAGACUUGGACAGUGAUGACCUGUGAUCCCUCUGGUCCCACCAACCACCAUGCAUGGAUGGUGAUGGUCUCCUGUGGCCUCCUCCUGUCCUACCAACCACCGUGCAUGGGCCUUGAUGGUCUCCCCUUUGUCCUUCCAGUCCCUCAACCCAACAUUUUUUGACCCCCUCAGCCCCGGGGGGCUCUGCUUAACCAACCCCCCAGGGUAGCUCCAGCUGUGACCCGGCUCCUUGUCACCCCAACCAAAGGAACUGGGGUGUGCUGAGCCCCACCCCCUGUCCACAUCAUCAUGGUGGGGUCAUCAUCGUGGCAGGGGACAGUGAUGGAAGUGCCAUGGUGACAUCCUGGAGCUGCUUGGGUCAGUUCCACCAGGAUCAGUCCCACCAGCAUUGGUUACACUGGGGUUGGUCCCACCAAGGUCUGUCCCACUGGGGUUGGUCCCUCCAGGAUCGAUCCCAUCAUGGUCAGUCCCACUGGGCUUGGUCCCACCAAGGUCUGUCCCACUAGGGUUGGUCCCUCCAGGAUCGAUCCCAUCACGGUCAGUCCCACUGGGGUUGGUCCCACCAGGAUCGAUCCCAUCACGGUCAGUCCCACUGGGGUUGGUCCCACCAAGGCUGAUCCUACCAGGGUUGGUCCCACCAGGGUUGGUCCCACUGGGGUUGGUCCAACUGGGAUUGGUCCCACCAAGGUUGGUCCUACCAGGGUUGGUCCCACCAGGGUCAGUCCCACUAGGAUCAGUCCCACCAGGAUUGGUCCCAGCAAGGUCAAGGUCACCCCAGGUGCAGCUGUGGGGCUGUUGGCCACCCCACCCCAUGGUCCCAUUGCCGGAUUUGGGCUGCAGGGUGGCCGCUUUUCUCGUCCUUUGCUCUGUCAGCGCCUCCUCGCCUGUUGUCUCGGGGUCCCCCCGUGUCUGCGGGAGCGAUGGGGACACCACCAAACUGAGCUGGGGGCCUGGGGGACAAUGCAAACUCAAUUCCUUUUGCCUUACCUACUCGGAGAUGCCUUGAGCCAGAUGUUUUGCCCAAACCCCUCCAGUAGGACCUGUCCGGUGACCACAUCUGGCUGCUGGCCCAUGGCUUCGCCUACAAGACCCCCCCCAGAACCCUCCACUCCCCUUGCGAUGACACUUGGGGGGCAGGGACAGUCCCAGAAGGCAGCAAAACCCCCCAAAACUACAAGAGGAGGAAGAUGAAUCCAUCGUCGACAUCCCAGAUGGGAUCCCCGGCCUGGUGACAAUCCAGGGGUGCCUGGUGCCAAUUGGGGGGUGUGCUCGGUGACAUGGGGGGGGUCUUAAUGUUGCAAACAGAUCCAGGGUGGGUCCCACAUCCCAGGGGGUUGUUUCCCAGCUGUACCCCCCACUUUUCCAGCGCCCCCUGCUGGCGUGUGUAGGUGGUUGAUGCUUUUCCCGGCUCCCACCCCCUCUCUACAUAACCCCCUAUGGAUUUUGGGGGGUGCGGCCAGACCCCCCAACCCCACGGGUGUGUGCAGGUGUGCAAAUCCUCCCCCCGCUUCUCUGUCCCCCCCUCGCGUGGCGCUGGAUGUUCUGGGCUCUGAGGGAGCCCAAGGAAGAGACGAUCUUUCUUCUUCAUCUCCUCUUCCUCCUCUUCUUCCUCCUCUUCUUCCUCCUCUUCUUCCUCCUCUUCUUCCUCCUCCUUCUUCUCUUCUUCCUCUUCUUCUUUAUUAUUAUUAUUGAUUUUUUUUUUUGGUGGGUUUUGGUUUUCCUAAAUAAAUUUCAUACGUCGA